Solanum tuberosum (potato) is the source of this 1668-nucleotide messenger RNA. RefSeq names its product 3-ketoacyl-CoA synthase 3-like. Gene Ontology annotation, molecular function: acyltransferase activity, transferring groups other than amino-acyl groups. Gene Ontology annotation, biological process: fatty acid biosynthetic process. Bases 84 to 1484 code for a protein of 466 amino acids. The transcript has a single exon. Gene Ontology annotation, cellular component: membrane. The record is from RefSeq and is a predicted model, not a curated record. Lineage: Eukaryota; Viridiplantae; Streptophyta; Magnoliopsida; Solanales; Solanaceae.
ACUUAAACUUCAAAUUAGAUUUCUCAUUCAACAAAAAAUAAAACACUAGAAGUGUGCAAUUUGCUCCACCUUUGUUAUUUCUCAUGGAUCUCAUUUCCAAUUUGUUCUAUGGUCUUCCUUUAUUAUACAUUCUCUAUUUAAUAUGGAAGAUUAUCGAUCGAAAAAGACACCAAAAUUGUUACAUUUUGGACUAUGAAUGUCACAAGCCAACCGAUGAUCGAAUGCUUAGCACAAAAUUUUCAGGGGAAAUAAUUAUGAGGAACAAAAACCUUGGCCUAAAUGAGUAUAAGUUCCUCUUGAAAGCUGCCGUUAGCUCAGGCAUUGGUGAACAAACAUAUGCACCAAGAAUGGUGUUUCAUGGUCGUGAAGCAUGUCCUACUUACGAAGAUGGUAUCUUGGAGAUGGAAGAGUUUUUCCAUGAUAGCAUUGACAAGCUCUUCAAGAGAAACAAAAUUUCCCCUUGUGAAAUUGAUGUACUCGUAGUGAAUAUAUCAAUGUUAGCUACUAUGCCAUCUAUGGCUGCACGAAUAAUCAAUUACUAUAAGUUGAGGGAAGACAUCAAGGUGUAUAACCUCACUGGGAUGGGGUGUAGUGCUAGUCUCAUAUCACUAAAUAUCAUCGAAAAUAUCUUCAAGAAUGAGAAGAACAAGGUUGCACUUGUGGUGACAUCAGAGUCCUUGAGUCCAAAUUGGUACUCGGGGAGUGAUAGAUCUAUGAUUCUAUCUAAUUGUUUGUUUAGGUCAGGAGGUUGCGCGAUUUUAUUGACAAACAAAUUGUCUUUAAAAAACAAAGCCAUGUUCAAAUUGAAGCAACUAGUUAGGGUACAUCAUGGUGCAAAAGAUGAAGCCUAUGAUAGUUGUGCACAAAGGGAGGAUAAUCAAGGUAACACAGGGUUCCACCUUGAUAAAAAACUACCAAAGGCCGCGUCACGUGCACUAGUCGAUAAUUUGAAACAAAUAGCACCCUUGAUCCUUCCUAUAAGGGAGCUACUUAGAUAUUCAAUCGCGAUAUUUAUGAAAAAAAUGAAUUGGAGCUCAACAAAAGGAGGACCUAAGCCAAUGAUCAAUUUCAAAACAGGUGUAGAUCAUAUUUGUCUACAUACUGGAGGAAAAGCAGUAAUUGAUGGUGUUGGUGCAAAUUUGAACUUAAGUGAGCAUGAUUUAGAGCCAGCAAGAAUGACAUUACAUAGAUUUGGUAACACUUCAGCAAGUAGCCUUUGGUAUGUGUUAGGGUACAUGGAGGCCAAAAAAAGGUUAAAGAAAGGUGAUACAAUGCUUAUGAUUAGCUUUGGAGCAGGAUUUAAGUGUAAUAGUUGUUUAUGGGAAGUGUUAAGAGAUUUGGAUGAUGGAAAUGUGUGGAAAGAUUGCAUUGAUAAUUAUCCACCUAAAACUAUAGUGAAUCCUUUCAUGGCACAAUUUGGAUGGCUACAUGAUCAUGAAGAUCCGGACACCUUCACUAUUCCAGAUGAUUAUUUUAUCUCUUGAGUUUUGUUUUUUGUUUAAAAAAAUAAAAUUGUCUUUUUUCUUGCUUGAAAAAGAACAAUAUCAUACUAUUGUUCUUAGUAUUUUACUAUUUUUGUUCUUUUUUUUCUUAUUGGUUAGACACAUUGUUGUUGGUUUAAGUCAGCUCAAAGAUAUUAUUAAGUGAUGUUCAAUGUUUUGUACCAAA